GGAGCUGGCCAAGUGCCGGGAGCGUGCCAACGAGCAGCGGGUGCUGGAGCUGACCGCCCACAACGAGCAGCUCCGCAGAGAGAUCCAGCGGCUCAGCACAGAGGUGGAGCGCACGCGGACGGCCCUCAUCGACCGCAUUGUGAACCUCCGCCGCGUUUAA
Molecule: messenger RNA, 160 nt
Organism: Eurypyga helias (sunbittern)
Lineage: Eukaryota; Metazoa; Chordata; Aves; Eurypygiformes; Eurypygidae
Gene: DDIT3
Product: DNA-damage-inducible transcript 3
Exons: 1
Biological process (GO): negative regulation of transcription by RNA polymerase II; intrinsic apoptotic signaling pathway in response to endoplasmic reticulum stress; ER overload response
Cellular component (GO): CHOP-ATF3 complex; cytoplasm; CHOP-C/EBP complex
Molecular function (GO): DNA-binding transcription activator activity, RNA polymerase II-specific; protein heterodimerization activity; RNA polymerase II cis-regulatory region sequence-specific DNA binding
Source: RefSeq, a predicted model, not a curated record